CCCUCGUAUUUUUAUAUGCAUAAAGAUUCGUUACAUACGUAUCAGGUGUUUUGAUACACUGCAUGUAAUAAAAAUGUGUUUAGGUUCAGUUGUAUUGUACAUAUUGGAAUAAGUUGGUCGGAAAGAAACAUUUGAAAGGAAAUUAAUAAAUUUUAUGGGUCUUUGUCUAAAUACGAGUGUUCGAUUCUAAUGAAGUUGGUGUAAAUGUAAUUUUUCUAUUUAAUCAACAGAUUAAAUUGAUCAAUUUCAAACAUUUCUGUCACAUAACCUACAUAUUUUCUCAUGCUGUUUUUCCAUUUUGUGAUUAUAAUCGGUUUAAAAUGUUAAAAAGAAUCGGAUUUCAUAUAAAAGUAACGUACAACAACGCGCCGUUGCGUUUUAUUAGCAAUUUAUCGAUAAAACCUAAAGAAAAUGUUGAAGAUAAAAUGCAAGCUUGGCAGAUACAUUCGUAUGGUGGCUUGGAAGAAUUAAAAUUAUCGCAUGUUAGAAUACCAAUGAUCGCUAAACCAACAGAGAUUCUCGUUAAAGUCGAGGCAUCUAGCAUAAACCCAAUAGACAUCGCUAUGACAAGAGGAUACGGUGCAACAAUUCUAAACUUUAUGCGAAAAACAAGAAGUUUUACUGGUGCUCCCUACGAUGAAUUAGAACUUCCGUUAACUUUAGGCAGAGAUUUUUGUGGUAUAGUAGUCUCAAAAGGGCAUGGUGUAGAGACCGAGCUAAAGUUAGGAGAUCAAGUAUGGGGUGUAGUACCUGUAGAACAGCAAGGUUGUCAUGCUAAUUAUGUAGUUGUUGACAGUGAUACGGUUAGGCCAUGUCCUAAAAAUUUAUCGUGCGUUGAAGCAGCCAGUAUACCGUAUGCCGGACUCACGGCAUGGUCCGCAUUAUGGAUUACUGGAGGACUAUGUUCCAAAACUGUGUCAAGUAAUAGCAGUGUAUUAGUACUCGGUGGGUCAGGAGGAGUCGGAACUUUGGCGGUACAACUUUUGAAGGCUUGGAACAUGCAUGUUGUUACUACUUGUAGCAGCGACGCUGUAAAUUUGCUACAAAAAUUGGGUGCAGAUGUUGUAAUAGAUUACAAAUUAGAGGAUGCUGAUUCCAGAAUAAUUACAGAGGGACCGUACUACCUAAUUUUAGAUUGUGCUAAUCUGGGACCAAAUCAUGUGCGAUUUAAACGUUAUCCACAUUCCACGUAUAUUACUUUAAACUCGCCGUUAUUAAAAAACAUUGAUCAGCGUGGAUUAAUAGUUGGAACGAUGAAAAAUAUUGGAGAAUUAGUGAAAUAUAAUAUUCCAAUAAUUGAAAAUAAAGGUACCGUGAAAUGGGGAUUUUUUAUGCCUUCGGCAACAGGACUUAAAGUGCUUGAAGAAUUUGUUAAAAAUGGAAAGAUAAUACCCGUCGUCAAAAAAGUAUAUCGAUUUCACGAGUUACCGUUGGCCUACGAAAGAGUAGCUCGUGGCCACUUGAGAGGUAAAUUGGUCGUCGAUAUGAGGUAGUGUUUUUAACAAGAAUUACUAAAUUAACAUGUAACAUGUUACAAAUUAAUUUAAUUAUUCGAUCAAGUGGCAAUAAACAUGAUGCGCGAAACAUUA
Megachile rotundata (alfalfa leafcutting bee) is the source of this 1589-nucleotide messenger RNA. Its product is annotated as NAD(P)H oxidoreductase RTN4IP1, mitochondrial. Gene Ontology annotation, cellular component: mitochondrion. Lineage: Eukaryota; Metazoa; Arthropoda; Insecta; Hymenoptera; Megachilidae. The record is from RefSeq and is a predicted model, not a curated record. Gene Ontology annotation, molecular function: oxidoreductase activity.